AUGCAUGAUCCCCUUCCGUGCUGCUCUGCUGCCUCCCUCCCCCUCACUCCCCCUCCAUGCGCACCCCUGCCCCCCCUCUCCCCUCCCCUCCCUCUCCCGGAGCAGGUGCGCAAGCAGCAAGGGAGCAGCGCCAGGCGACUGAUGCAAGGGAGGAGGUUGGAGCAGCGCCGUUGGAGGAGCGCCAAGGCAGCUCAUCACCUUUUGAUGAAGGGUGAAGGCGAGGCGCUUACGCUCACCGGAGCUCCCAAGGCGGGCGUGCGGAGGAGCGCAGAGGAGCAGUGCAGCCUCGAUUCACCUGCUGUGGAAGCCGUGGAAGGUUGA
Closterium sp. Naga37s-1 is the source of this 321-nucleotide messenger RNA. Lineage: Eukaryota; Viridiplantae; Streptophyta; Zygnematophyceae; Desmidiales; Closteriaceae. The record is from the annotation of a GenBank genome assembly.